AUGACUACAAACACCUCCCUAGCACCCCUCCCCCUCCCACAGGGAGUAACAAGCCGCUAUAUCCAAACAAGCGAUCUAAACUUCCACAUAUUAGAGGCAGGAAGGUCACAACCCGAAGCCCCCCAAAAGCCCCUGAUAGUACUCCUUCACGGCUUCCCUGAAAUAGCCUACUCCUGGCGCCGCGUUCUGCCCAAGCUCGCUGAAGCAGGCUACCACGCCAUCGCUCCGGACCAGCGCGGCUUUGGGCGAACAACAGGCUGGGACACAAGCAGCUACGACAAUGUGGAUCUUGCAACGUUCUCGUUAUCCGGUCUAGUACGGGAUAUCGUGCUGCUCGUGCAUGCGCUUGGCUAUCGAUCCGUGCAGUGUGUUGCAGGACAUGAUUGCGGUGCUGUUUCGGCUGCUAUGUGCGCGCUCAUGAGGCCUGAUUUCUUUCGUUCAGUUGUGCUUAUGAGUCACCCUUUUAAUGGGAGUCCCGAGGUGCCAUUUGAUACUGCCAGUGGUGGUGGGGAUGCUGGCCAGAGCCGUGUAGCACAUGAAGGUGCUGGUGGUGCCGAGGGCUCUGCUGCUGUGGGAAUUCAUGAGGCUUUGGCGGAGCUGGAGCACAAGCAUUAUAAGUGGUAUUAUUCGACUGCACGGGCCGGUCCUGAGAUGUCGGAUCUGGAGCCGGAGGAGAUGCAUCGCUUCUUGCGAGGGUAUUUCCAUUUGAAAAGUGGCUCUUGGCCGGGGAAUAGACCUCAUCCGCUGGACAGGUGGUCGGCGGAGGAAUUGGUAAAGUUGCCCGGCUAUUAUAUUAUGCCUUUAAAUGAGACUAUGCCUGCCACGGUGGCCAUUGAUAUGGCCGAGGAGCCGACGAAGGGCAUGUCUUCGCAUUCAUGGCUACCAGAUGAGGAGCUUGCUGUUUAUGCGGCUGAGUAUGGACGCACUGGCUUCCAGGGCGGGUUGAACUGGUAUCGUGUGCGCACAGCUGCUGGCGGUCGAUAUACUAAAGACUUCGAGGUCUUUGCUGGAAAGAAAAUCGAGUCGCCUUGUGCUUUUAUCUCUGGAAAGCUGGACUGGGGUAAUUACCAGGAGCCAGGUGCCAUUGAGAAGAUGAAGAACGGCGUCUCGUGCGCGGACCUUCGGAUCUUUCGGUUCCUGGAUGGGGUUGGACACUGGACACCCCAGGAAGGCUCGCAAGAGGUAGUGCAAACGAUUGUCGAGUUAGCUGGAGGCCUGAAGUAG
Messenger RNA from Penicillium nucicola, 1224 nucleotides. RefSeq names its product alpha/beta fold hydrolase. Lineage: Eukaryota; Fungi; Ascomycota; Eurotiomycetes; Eurotiales; Aspergillaceae. Bases 1 to 1224 code for a protein of 407 amino acids. The record is from RefSeq and is a predicted model, not a curated record. The transcript has a single exon. Gene Ontology annotation, molecular function: hydrolase activity.